Molecule: messenger RNA, 1575 nt
Organism: Halichondria panicea
Lineage: Eukaryota; Metazoa; Porifera; Demospongiae; Suberitida; Halichondriidae
Product: serine/threonine-protein kinase 36-like
Exons: 9
Coding region: 117-1421 (434 amino acids)
Biological process (GO): protein phosphorylation
Cellular component (GO): cytoplasm
Molecular function (GO): protein kinase activity; ATP binding
Source: RefSeq, a predicted model, not a curated record
UUGAGGCGGGUAUUCGAGACUACUAGCACCCCGUAAGUACUUUAUACUUGUACAUUCGCACGUACUUCGCAGGCGUUCCCGAUCCUAUCGGCACAGUACAGUGCAGUGCAGUGCAGAUGGAGGAUUAUCAUGUCCUGGAGUUGGUUGGUGAAGGUUCCUUUGGGCGAGUGUACAGAGGACGCAAGAAACAUUCCAAGCAAAUGGUGGCACUUAAGUUCAUCCCCAAGGUGGGCAAGAGUGAGUCAGAGCUUCGUUCACUAGAGCAGGAAAUAUCCAUCAUGGCUGCUCUUAGACACGACAACAUUGUAGCACUACACGAGUGUCUAGAAACAGACGAUGAGGUGUGUGUGGUGACGGAAUUGGCUGAAGGAGAUUUGUUCCAGAUCCUUGAGGAUGAUGGUCCGCUAUCAGUGGGUGUGGUUAGGGGUGUGGCCUCACAGUUAGUGUCUGCUCUGCACUACCUCCACUCACGACGUAUUCUACACAGAGACAUGAAGCCACAGAACAUCCUCGUGGGGUCAAGAGGUCAAAUCAAACUUUGUGAUUUUGGGUUUGCUCGAGUGCUAGCUGGUGAUUUGCUGACGUCCAUUAAAGGCACUCCAUUGUACAUGGCUCCAGAGCUGGUUCAGGAGAGACCAUAUGAUCACAAUGCAGACCUAUGGGCAUUAGGGGCUAUCCUGUAUGAACUAACCACUGGACUACCUCCAUUCUACACACAGUCCAUCAUUCAACUAGUCAAAAUGAUCACAAGGGAUGAGGUUGUCUGGCCUGGACAUAUGAACUCUGACCUCUGUGAGCUCCUAAAGGGACUACUACACAAAGAUCCUCUACACAGACUCUCCUGGCCUCUUCUACUCUCUCAUCCUUUCAUUACUCAACUCAACACUACUAGUGCAAGUAUAGUGGUAGCAAUGAGAGAUGCCUCCACUCUCCAACUACCCCAGCUAGUAGAUACUCUCACAACCCUCCUCUCCUCACAGCACACAGAGGACUUACAGAUCAUUAUCAGUGAAAUAGGUCUCCCACAGUGGCUAUUGGAACAUGCUCACAAGAUCAGUCAACACUCGCAUCUACUAGAGAAGCUAUCAUCUUUGCUAACCCUCACUACCUCUCACAUUCUGGUCUCCAUAAGCAAAGGUGAUCAGUUCUUCUCCCCCCAACACACUCUCCUCAUUGCUAGAGGAGUGACUAGCCUCAUCUCCUCCACACAGUCUCCCCCAGCACUAGACAAGCUGGCCCAUGUACUCGCUUGCCUACUGCUUGCUGCCACUAACUGGACUCAUGAGUCUCACCUCACACUCUUGAGGGUCCUCAAGGAGAGCCUGGAUGUUGAUCAUCUGGUGAAGUAUUCAACCUCUAACCUAUGUAAUGCCUGUGUGUGUCAUCUUGCUCUCCUGGGGACACCUCAACCCACUAGCUGACAACAUGUGACAUGUGUGCACCUUCUCGAUGCACAUGUGGUCAGUGUGUGUGUGUGUGUGUGUGCAGAUGAACUGCUGCAAGACAAGAGACUCCUUACAACAUUCUAGCAAAGUUUUCUCAUGCAUAAUGAAUUAUUCUGUCACCCAACAAAAA